AUGGCAAGCAGAAGCCAAAAGUUUAAAGACUUUGUCUCUGAGCCCAUGGGAAAUAAGACUGUUACAGAAGUAGACGGCAUUGAUGAGAACCUUGGAUCUAAACUAGCUGCAGAAGGUUUUGACAAGGUAACCUCUUUCUUUCCUUCCCAACCACUGCCUGCUUUACCCACUGACCUCAUCAAGAACAUUACAUUCUUGUGGCAUCCUUUCUUCUCCCCUUUUGGCCAUAGAAGGGCUCCCACUGUGGAAUUCCCCCUGAAAUCUGGUGGCCAAUUGCUCCAGACUGCGUACAUCCUGCUAGGCCAUUUCCUCCUCCUGAAAAAGGAUGCUUUGAUUUUCCAGCAGUGGUUGAAAGGUACUUUCGGUGCCAGUUCAAGGCAGGCUCUGCAGUGUGCCACUUGCCUAACAGAAUGGUGUUACACCAUCCUGUAAAGUAUCAGCUCACCAGAUGGGCUCACCAUGGUCUUCUCUGGCCUUAAAUAAAGUCUCUCCUGAACUAACAGCAUGA
Messenger RNA from Dromaius novaehollandiae (emu), 508 nucleotides. RefSeq names its product BANF family member 2 (gene BANF2). Bases 1 to 432 code for a protein of 143 amino acids. The transcript has 2 exons. Lineage: Eukaryota; Metazoa; Chordata; Aves; Casuariiformes; Dromaiidae. The record is from RefSeq and is a predicted model, not a curated record. Gene Ontology annotation, molecular function: DNA binding.